AUGAACGAUCUCCCCCCAAUAGGCAAACAGGCUAAAGCGCAAGCUCCUCGAGACCGGCAGCACACGCCCUAUGGCACCGACAUUAGCAAAUUGUGGGAUGGAACGGCUGAGCUGGGCUCUGCUGGCACAGGGCAGGUCACAAGCACGGGCGGCCAUGUCGGCGCCGCGCGUGUGGGUGGAGUGGAGGGGAGGGGAGUGUUGCUGAGUGAUGGAUGGCCUGCAGGCUGCGUGGCGCCCACCAUCUGCCUGCACCACGUCAGCCCUGCACGCCCGAAAUGUUGGACGCUGCUGUCGCUGCUGCUGCUGGCGCAGGCGCCGCGGCUGCGCUCUGAGCCGGCUGCGCCAGCCGCCGACGCCGCCCCCGCAGCCGCCGCCGCCGCCCCCGGCGACGCCGCCCCCGCGGGGCCUGCGCCCGCCCCCUGCCGCCCCUCGGAGUUCACGUGCCACAAGAGCGCCCGCUGCGUGCCCCUCAACCGCUUCUGCGACCAGCGGCACGAUUGCCAAGACUCGUCGGACGAACCGCGCGGCUGCACCCCGUGCAACCGCACCUACUACGGCGACCUGGGCCGGACGUACGAGUUGGAGCUGCACCGGCCUCGGGAGGACCGCCUGCCUUUCGUCUGCAGGCUCACCUUCACCGCCAGCGGUGGCGACCUGGGUGACCUCGUGCAGCUGACGUUCGAGAGCUUCACGCUGGGCCGCUUCGUGUCGUUCACGGCGGACGGCUGCCCGGACGGCGCGCUGCACAUCUCCGAGUCGGAGCGCCCGCGCGGCGGCGGCGAGUGGUGCGGCCCGUCCUGGGGCUCCGCCGUCUACGUCAGCGAGACGCGCUCCGUGUCGCUGCUGCUGCGCGUGCUGCGGCUGGCGCGCGCCGGCCAGGGCGCGGCCGCCGCCGCCGCCGGGCACGGCUUCGACUUCCGGCUCGCCUACAAGACGCUGCCGCGGGCCGCCGCCGUCGUGCGCUACGGCCCGCCGCACGCGCCGCCGCCGCCGCCGCCGCCGCUGCUGCUGCCGGGCCCGGGCCGGCACAACGAGAGCGAGGGCGGCGCCGGCGAGCCGGAGGCGGGCUUCCACCUGGGCGAGCUGAUGGCGGGCACGUCGUGCUCGCGCCUCUUCAGCGAGUGCUCGCGGCGGCCGUGCCGGCUGCAGUCCCCCAACUGGCCGGGCGUGUACCCGCGCAACGCCACCUGCUACUACGCCGUGCGCCAGCACGAGGCGCCGCCGGGCCAGCACGCGCUCAUCGCCGUGCGGCAGCCGCGCGGCCAGCUCGUCGCGAUCCGCAGCAGCCACCUCAGCGGGCAGCCGCGCAUCGGCGACGGCUCCGGCGUCGCCGCGCCCCCCGCCGCCGCCGCCCCCGGCUCCGGGCUCGCCUCCGGCGCCGCCUCCGACCGCUCCCAGCACGACCGACGACUCAAGGUGUGGUCGGAGUGCGACGAGGUGCAGGACUACGUGACGGUGUACGACGGCUACACGACGCGCGACCCGGUGCUGCUGCGCUUCUGCGGGGGCGGCGAGCCGGUGCCUGAAGCCGUGAGCAGCGGGCCCGAGCUGCUGGUGCAGUUCUCCACCGCGCCCUACGGCACCUUCCUGCAGCAGCCGCCGCCGCCGCUGCCGCUGCAUGGCUUCCAGCUGGACGUGCAGGUGCGGUACGUGCCGCAGCAGUCGUGGACGUACGUGCGCAACAAGCGGUGCGAGUUCUCGGUGGAGGGCCCGCCGUGGCGCGGCUGGCUGGAGGCGCCCCGGCACUCGCUGCCGCGCGGCGCCACCUGCCGCUACGCGGUGCGCGCGCCGCCGGGCCGGCGCGUCUGGCUGGCGCUGCUCAAGUUCCACGCGGCCGGCGACCCGCCGCAGGGCUGCGACGCCGCCAGCCUCGCGCUCUUCGACGGAGAGCUGCCGCCCGCGCCGCACGCCCUCUGCCUCGCCGUCGACCGCCAGUGCGAGCAAGACAAGAAGGAUAAGGUGCGUUUCCCGGCAGGAGGAGGCGGCGCUGCCCCUGCGGCCAACGGCAACGCCAACGGCAACGGCAACGGCACGCUGCUGGCGCGCUUCUGCCGCGACGUGUCGCCGCGCUCGUGUGAGCACGCGCUGCUGCGCGCCAACGCCUCCAGGCCCUGCUCGCCCACCGAGAGCUUCCUCUCAGCCGGCCCCGUGCUCACCCUGCAGAUGCACGUCCGGGAGGCCACCGCGCUCAGGCCGGUGGAGUUCGUGGCUCAGUACGAGUUCGUGGACGUCCGCGAGGCCGGUGAACCGCUGGCGGGACCACGACGGCCUUGCGCGCGGCAGUUCUCCGCCUCGCCGCAAGAUGGCCUGCAGGAGCUCUCCACGCCGCCCAACGUCUUCUUGUACGGUCGCGGCGGCGCGCACAACAUCAGCUGCACGUACCGGCUGUCGGCGGCGGCGCCGGUGGCGGCGGGCGAGCGCGUGCAGGUGAACGUGUGGCUGCUGGACGUGCCGUGGCCCGACGCGCCGCCGCUGCGCCGCCGCCUGCUGUGUCCGGCCGGCGCGCCCUUCUCCUUCCUGUCGGCCGCCGCCGCCGUCGAGCUGCGCUUCCGCGUCACCGCCAUGAACGCCACCGAGGACUUCUCGCACAUCGGCUUCCACGCCACGUGGCGCGCCGUCGCCGCCGAGCCCUGCGCCGAGAACCGCCGCCUCUCCGGCCCUAGCGGAGAAAUUCGUCUGCGCUCGCCGGAGAAGGAGUACUGUGACGGCCAGCCGUGGCUGAUCGAGCCCGGCGUGGGCCGGUACCUGUACGUCAAGAUCCGCGGCAUCGCGCUCAACGAGACGGACGGCGAGGGCGGCGGGAGCGACGGGGGCCUGGGCGGCGCCGCCCACGAGCCGCUCGUCGUGUGCCCGUCGCCGGCGCGCCACGACCGCCGCCACCGGCUCGUCGAGCUCUUCUCGGAGGGCUGGCUGCCGCACGACGCCGCCGCCACCACCCGCGGCGUCGUCGUCGAGCUGCGCGCCGUCGAGCCCGGCGCCUACUCGCUCACCUGGCUGGAGCUCGCGCGGAGGCGCAGCGUGCACCCGCCGGAGAACUUCGUGCAGGACGACUGCCCGCACCGCUGCCCGGAGCUGGACGCGUGCAUCAACGCGUCGCUGUGGUGCGACGGCGUGGCGCACUGCCCGUCGGGCGCGGACGAGCGGCUGUCGGAGUGCUGGGCGCGGCUGGUGCCUCUGCCGUGGGCCGCGGCGGCGCUGGCGGCGCUUUCUGCGGGCUACGUCGAGGUCGACCGCGUCACCACCGUCUGA
Messenger RNA from Schistocerca gregaria, 3249 nucleotides. RefSeq lists its product as uncharacterized. The record is from RefSeq and is a predicted model, not a curated record. Gene Ontology annotation, cellular component: plasma membrane. Lineage: Eukaryota; Metazoa; Arthropoda; Insecta; Orthoptera; Acrididae. Gene Ontology annotation, molecular function: protein binding. The transcript has 16 exons. The coding region runs from base 1 to 3249 and encodes 1082 amino acids.